Messenger RNA from Trifolium pratense (red clover), 1517 nucleotides. Its product is annotated as dr1-associated corepressor-like. Gene Ontology annotation, molecular function: protein heterodimerization activity. Gene Ontology annotation, cellular component: nucleus. Bases 279 to 1178 code for a protein of 299 amino acids. NCBI's taxonomy places the organism in Eukaryota, Viridiplantae, Streptophyta, Magnoliopsida, Fabales, Fabaceae. The record is from RefSeq and is a predicted model, not a curated record. Gene Ontology annotation, biological process: regulation of DNA-templated transcription. The transcript is spliced from 6 exons.
GACUAUAUAUACAUAUAUAUGGUGUUCUGAAACCAUUGGGCCGUCACACAAAUUUCCGUAACAGCCGUGUCAAUCUUACGUUGAAACGAAUCUAAAGACAGAGAGAUACGAUGAAGUGUGUUUUGUACCUUUGGAUCUGAAAAUGGGUUCUGUUGAUUUCAUCGCGUUGACAUUAGCAACAAUAUUUCUCUUCAAAGCUUUCGAUUUCAGCUUCUUGCUCUCUUUUUUAUUCUUCAGUUGAUCUCCUUUUCACUCUUUUCUCUUCAAUUUCUCUUACCAUGAAGAAGAAGCUCGAUACCCGUUUCCCUGCUGCUCGGAUAAAGAAGAUUAUGCAAGCUGAUGAGGAUGUUGGAAAGAUAGCAUUAGCUGUGCCUGUUUUAGUUUCUAAAGCUCUAGAGCUAUUUCUGCAAGAUCUUUGUGAUCGUACUUAUGAAAUAACUCUUCAAAGAGGAGCGAAAACCAUGAACUCGUUGCAUUUAAAACAUUGUGUACAAAGCUAUAAUGUUUUUGACUUUCUGAAGGAUGUAGUCAGCAAGGUUCCUGACUACGGCCAUGGUCAUGGCCAUACUGAUGCUGGUGCUGAUGAUCAGACCAUUUCAAAAAGAAGGAAAGCUGCAGGUGACGAUGGUAAUGAAAGCGAUGAAGAAGCUAAGAGGGGCAAAAUGCUUGAGUUGAGCCACACUAGCCCUACUGGUAGGGGAAGAGGCCGAGGUAGAGGUAGAGGACGUGGUCGAGGUCGUGGACGAGCUAUACCAAGAGAGGGACAUCAUCAGGACGCUGAGUCUGAGCCUUGUCCUUCUGUUCAGCAAGUUAGCCAACAUAGUGUAGAUACAAAUGUGGCUAUACUUGAUGGCUCAGAGUCAAAUGAGUUACCAAAGCCGAGUGUUGUUAUUCUUCCUGUUGAUAACUCCGACUCACUCCUUAAUAUUGAUCUGAAUGCCAAUAUGAACGAAAAUGAUGACAAAAAGGCUAGUGCAGUUGCUAAUCUCACACCUACUAAUCCUGAAGCCGCUAAUCCCCCAUUGUCUGUACCUCCUCCAACAGACAUCAAGCAUCAUGAAGAAAUUCCGGGCUGGUCCCUUUCUGAGGUUGACAAGAUGGCCAUUGAUUCAAUGCAGCUUGCACAGCUUGGUACGCGAAUGGAUGAGGAUGAUGAAGAUUAUGACGAGGAAGGGUAACUUGUAGUCUUUGGGAGGAGGAGGUUAGAUUAGCUAAAAACUCAUUUUGAGUUUAGAACAGGUAUAUACUAGCUGUCUUAUGUUGACUGAAGAAAAAGGGUUCGGUUCAGAAUGUCCCUUUUGUUUAAUUCGGUUUAUCUAUGUUUUCUGAAGCUGUUGUAUCUUUCUUGUAACAAGAUAUGUUAACUUGUUGUACUUUUAGGCCUGUUGUGUAUAUCAAAAUCAUAUGUAGUGAUUUUAUGCAUCCAAACCUAGUGUUUUGGAACUGCAAGUAACUACAUUGCUACUCAUUCUAGUCUUGGUUGUAAUUUUAAUGCAUGGUUAUAUUAAUUUUGGAUA